Sinocyclocheilus anshuiensis is the source of this 308-nucleotide messenger RNA. RefSeq names its product cystatin-B-like. Gene Ontology annotation, molecular function: cysteine-type endopeptidase inhibitor activity. The transcript is spliced from 2 exons. Gene Ontology annotation, cellular component: cytosol. Bases 1 to 246 code for a protein of 81 amino acids. The record is from RefSeq and is a predicted model, not a curated record. Lineage: Eukaryota; Metazoa; Chordata; Actinopteri; Cypriniformes; Cyprinidae.
AUGAGGAAACAGAUUGAGGACAAUGUUGUAAAUGGAAGUGAUUCGAAGGUUUACAUUCCUUUGGUCUAUUCCUCUCAAAUUGUGAAUGGAACAAACUAUGUGGUCAAGGUGUUUCUUGGUGGAAGGGAUGAUGGAGUCUGUGUUCAUGCGAAGGUACAUCAGGCUCUUGCCUGUAGUGGAGGAAAACUGACACUGUCUAGAUUCCAGUUCCCUAAAACCUUCGAUGAACCUCUGAACCCCUUCUGAACACAUCUAACCAAAUACAGAAACAGUCUUAUCAAAUAACAGACACAUUCAAUGAGCUGCCG